This is a messenger RNA of Astrephomene gubernaculifera, 7370 nucleotides long. The record is from the annotation of a GenBank genome assembly. NCBI's taxonomy places the organism in Eukaryota, Viridiplantae, Chlorophyta, Chlorophyceae, Chlamydomonadales, Astrephomenaceae.
GGCCUACACCCCUUACCUACUGUUACUAAGUGUGGUGCACGCCACUAAACUAGUAUAUAGAAGGCCGAUGUUACAUGUAUGGCGCUAUAUAUCCCAUAGAGUUGGUGGGGCCUCAUGCAUACUGUAGGGGCUACUCGGACAUACGCACACUAACAACUGCGCGUAAUAUGACUUGCAAAUUGCCGAAGUAAGAGGCCUCUGGUGUUAGUGUCGCAAUACUGGCUGUUACGAAGAAUGGGUUGCGGAGCAUCAACAUCUUCACAAGCACCUAUGCAGCCGAGGGACACCGCAACAAGUUGGGAGCUUGUACGGUGUUCGCCUUCAGGGCAUGAACUGUUUAAAAAGCACGGCAUACCACCGGAAAUCGCCAAGCUUUUCGUGGAUGAGCUUGGUUUUCACACAACCCAACACCUGUGCCACGUUACCGAGGAGGAUAUAAAAAAGCUCAAACUGAAGCCACUCAUUGAAAGAGAGUUCUUGCGAAUUGUUAGCGAUUCCAACAGCAGACCUGCUCAACCAGCGUUGAGUGCAUCUCAAGCUCCAACUACAUCACCUGUGGCCAUUGCUGCGGCGGCCAAUGCCACGCCUGCUGUACCUUCACCUGCUGCACCUCAGGGGCAUUCUACCGGCUCCACAAAACUCAAGGAGCGGGUCCAGAAGGGACUCGAGGUGGGCUGCACCUUUCUGACCAAAGUCAAACCUAUGUUGCCAUUCCCUGGUGACAUGGUCGCUGGCGCGCUGGCCGUCUUCAUGGGCCUCGUGUCCCAGGCUAUGGCCAACAAGGAUAACCUGACCAAGCUGCAGGAGCGGGCAGUAGACCUGUUUGACCUCGUCGUCGACAGGCACGUCCCACACGCAGCACUGAUGGUGGCUGGCACUGCAGCGACACAGCCACCGCAGCAACACCAGCAGAAGACGUCGGCCGCGUACAUGAAGCUGAUGGUUCGGUUCCGCGACCUGCUCACGGAGCUCAUCGAGUACGUCCGCGUGUUCUCCUCCCAUAGCUGGCUUGUCCGCAUCAUCACCAGCGGCGGUGACCAGCAGCGGUAUGAGGACUACGCACAGCAGCUGCGCGACCUGACACUCGAGGCGCAGUUUGCUGUGGUGGUGGACGUGGCCGGCAUGACGGAGGAGAUGCGGGCAGCCAUGGAGGAGAUGACGCAACAGAUGGUGUACGUGGACCACAGCGCUGAGGUGCGUGCUGUCGUGGAGGAGCUGGGCGGCCUGGAUUCCGUGAUGGCUGAUGAAGAUAAGAUCAAGGCGGUGGCGGAGAAGCUGGACAUGGGGCAGAGGCUGACCAUCAGGAUUAUGAAGCAAGGGCUUGCAGCUGUGAAAGCAAGUGUGGUGAAGGAAGGCGACAAGGGCUUUCACCGCCUGAUCUGUCACAUGGACCUGCGCGUUUUCUGGCGCACCUUCUUCACUGGGAAGUGGAAAGUCCCCUGGCGCCUGUGGUGGUUGGGGUUUCCGAGUCGCCUGGAGGAGAUGCACCUGGAGCCAAGCUACGUCUCAGCGUUGUGCGACGUGUUGGGGAGCGAUCAGGCAAAGCAAGCGUUCCAGCAACGUGUGGAUCAGUGGGACCCGGACAACGUCAGCGUGGACGAGAUCCAGUUGGCCUUCCCACAACCGGACGCUGACCUGCUGCAGCUCGUGCGCCAGCUCACAACCGGCAGCAGUGGCGGCAAAACCAUGGCUGCACCUGGCAGCAGCAGCACACCUGGGCAUACCACCACUGGAGUGCUGCAACUUACAGCAGCCAGCAGCAGCGAGGCGGCCCCAAGCCACACCCAACAUGAGGCUAUGGCGAAAUGCCGCCUGCCACCACUUGAUUCGUUGUACACGGGCCGUGAUGCUGAUGCAGAGCUGGUGGUGCGGCUGGUGAAGGAACAGGCUGCAGCCCAACGCGGCGUGUGCCUACUGGGCGGUGCUGGCCUGGGCAAGUCCAGCCUGGCGGUGGAUGUGGGGUGGAGGUUGGCCAGGGAAGGAGCGUGCCCAGGGGGCGCAUACUUUUGUGACCUGCGUGAGGCGCGGUCCAUGGACGAUGUGUUGAUGCGCAUUGCGCUGGCGGUGGGAAGUGCCAUCACGGGUGACGACACCCUUCUCAAGUUGCUUGCAUGGUUACGCGCCACCUCGGCUAGCUGUGGUGGUGGCGUGUUGCUGGUGGUGGACAACGCCGAGGACGUGCUGCAGGCAGAUGGAGGAGGCGGUGAGGGUUUCAGAGACGCCAUGGCUCAGGUGUCCACGGCUGCAAUGGUGUUGGUCACAUCACGGGCACCCAUGUCCACAUCGUCAUCUAGCAGUAGCAGUGGCAACACGUUUGUUGACCACCCGCUAUGUGGUGUUGAUGAUGGCUCCAGCCGCCAGCUAGUCGCCUCACUGUGGGGUGAUGCCUCCCCUCUGGCAGCGGCUGAUGUGGACGCCCUGCUGGAUAUGUGCCAGGGUGUGCCGCUGCUGCUGCGCACAUGUGCUGAUGCGUUGGCACAUGGCAGGGUCACAGUGGCGGUGUUAAAGGCUGCGCUCACCAACACAAACAAUGAUAGCACCACCGCCCUGCACCUCGCCUUGGCAUCUCUGCCGCUAUCCCAACAACUGCUCCUAGCCCAGCUCUCCAUCUUCCCAUCCCAAUUUGAUGAGACAUCUGCCGCAAUGGUGGUGUAUGGUGACAGCAGCGACGUGUCACGUGUUCGUGCCCAGCUUGUGGUGUUGUACAGCCAUGGCUUGGUGUUGCACAAUGUGGCCCUCAGCACAUACAGCCUGCACAUGGCUGUGCGCACCACUGCUGCAAGGUUGGGCGGUGGGUUGACCUCUGCAGCAACAGCAUCAGAACCAGCUGCGGCCAAUAAAAGCGCUGCCAGCAGCAGUCAGCAGAAACAGCAGCAGCAGUUCUCCAGGGCAUUGUCCUGUGCCCGUGAACGGUUUGUGGGACAAAUCAUGGCUGCCUUCACAGAAUGGGGGCAAUUGUACAUGACACCUGAUGCUCUGUUGGCACUGCGCUUAGCACGGCAGCAUGCACCCGACUUCUUGGCAGUGAUACAGAUAGCAGCAGCAGAGGCAACUACAGCACCCAAGAUGUUGGAACUGGUGCUGAGGUCUACAACUUGGCACUACUUGGAGUCAUUGCUGUUUGAUGUGGGUGGUGUCCUGACACCUGCUUUCUAUGAAACCUGGAGCAGUAUGGAGACUGCAGCCAAUAAUCUUCAAGCACCUUGCCUUGCCAAUUUUUACUCAAUGUUGGCUGGAGAGGCAGCACACCAGCAGGCUUUGGAGCUGCGCACCAAGGUGCUGGGCGCAGAGCACCCUGACACCAUCAGCUCCAUCAAUAACCUGGCCAGGUGCAUCAAUGCCCAAGGCAAGUACAGCGAGGCAGAGCCCAUGUUCAGGCGGGCGCUGGAGCUGCACACCAAGGUGCUGGGCGAGGAGCACCCUGACACCAUCAGCUCCAUCAGUAACCUGGCCAGCUGCAUCAAUGCCCAAGGCAAUUACAGCGAGGCAGAGCCCAUGUACAGGCAGGCUUUGGAGCUGCACACCAAGGUGCUGGGCGCAGAGCACCCUGACACCAUCAGCUCCAUCAAUAACCUGGCCAGGUGCAUCAAUGCCCAAGGCAAGUACAGCGAGGCAGAGCCCAUGUUCAGGCGGGCGCUGGAGCUGCGCACCAAGGUGCUGGGCGAGGAGCACCCUGACACCAUCAGCUCCAUCAGUAACCUGGCCAGCUGCAUCAAUGCCCAAGGCAAGUACAGCGAGGCAGAGCCCAUGUACAGGCGGGCGCUGGAGCUGCACACCAAGGUGCUGGGUGAGGAGCACCCUGACACCAUCAGCUCCAUCAAUAACCUGGCCAGCUGCAUCGAUGACCAAGGCAAGUACAGCGAGGCAGAGCCCAUGUACAGGCGGGCGCUGGAGCUGCGCACCAAGGUGCUGGGCGCAGAGCACCCUGACACCAUCAGCUCCAUCAAUAACCUGGCCAGCUGCAUCAAUGCCCAAGGCAAGUACAGCGAGGCAGAGCCCAUGUUCAGGCGGGCGCUGGAGCUGCACACCAAGGUGCUGGGCGAGGAGCACCCUGACACCAUCAGCUUCAUCAAUAACCUGGCCAGCUGCAUCAAUGCCCAAGGCAAGUACAGCGAGGCAGAGCCCAUGUUCAGGCGGGCGCUGGAGCUGCACACCAAGGUGCUGGGCGAGGAGCACCCUGACACCAUCAGCUUCAUCAGUAACCUGGCCAGCUGCAUCAAUGACCAAGGCAAUUACAGCGAGGCAGAGCCCAUGUACAGGCAGGCGCUGGAGCUGCGCACCAAGGUGCUGGGCGCAGAGCACCCUGGCACCAUCAGCUCCAUCAAUAACCUGGCCAGGUGCAUCAAUGCCCAAGGCAAGUACAGCGAGGCAGAGCCCAUGUUCAGGCGGGCGCUGGAGCUGCACACCAAGGUGCUGGGCGAGGAGCACCCUGACACCAUCAGCUCCAUCAGUAACCUGGCCAGCUGCAUCAAUGCCCAAGGCUAUUACAGCGAGGCAGAGCCCAUGUACAGGCAGGCACUGGAGCUGCGCACCAAGGUGCUGGGCGAGGAGCACCCUAACACCAUCAGCUCCAUCAAUAACCUGGCCAGCUGCAUCAAUGCCCAAGGCAAUUACAGCGAGGCAGAGCCCAUGUACAGGCAGGCGCUGGAGCUGCGCACCAAGGUGCUGGGCGCAGAGCACCCUGGCACCAUCAGCUCCAUCAGUAACCUGGCCAGCUGCAUCAAUGCCCAAGGCAAUUACAGCGAGGCAGAGCCCAUGUACAGGCAGGUGCUGGAGCUGCGCACCAAGGUGCUGGGCGCAGAGCACCCUGGCACCAUCAGCUCCAUCAAUAACCUGGCCAGCUGCAUUGAUGACCAAGGCAAGUACAGUGAGGCAGAGCCCAUGUACAGACAGGCGCUGGAGCUGCAGCUCACCAAGGUGCUGGGCGAGGAGCACCCUGACACAAAAGUGCCUGGAUGCUACUAAGAAGUGAGUGUGAUAGAUAGCAGUUGGGCUUCGGUCUAAGUAAUGGUUUGUAAGAGAUUGGGCUUGAGGUGCACAAAGGCCCUUCUGCAUAUGUCCUUCUGCUGCAUUUGCUGUUCUAGCUGGUGACUGACCUUACGGGUUACAAUCUGUUGCAUCCCUAUGAUAAAGUCAGAAAAGAUGCUGGCCUAGUUGAUCUCUGGGCCGAGAGGACAAGGACGUUUGGCUACAGGCAGUGACUUAGUGGCUUUGCCAUGGCUAAAGGCUGACACUGGGGGAUGAUGGUAUGAUGUACCUAAUAUAUAAGGUUGUGUGUACAGAUGACGCCUUCUUGCUAGGGUCCUUGCAGCGCGCCUUGGGCCGAACCUAGCCGACGUGAUAACUUGUAGCAGUUAGUGUUCUUUUGGGAGGUUAACUGGUUCAGUUCCCCGAUGAUACUGAAGGGUGUUAAGUUGGCAUGGCGCGGUAGGGGCUUUCCUACAGCACACGGAGAUGUUUGCCAGGGUGUUGGGUCGCCACUUGAAUUUGGACAAUGCAGAGCUUUUGCCCAUUGGGGUUCCGUCAGGUACUGAGGGGCAGCAGGUUGUUCAGGGUGUGUCAGUGGUUUGUACGGCAGUGACUCUUAAUGUGCCUUUUAUUAACGUGGAUACGGCUCCAUGCCUUGACUGGAGCAAAAGGUUCCUAGCUGUGGAGAGCCGCUUACAGAAGUUGGCUGGUCUUCACCCAUUCCAUUUCUGUUAAGGCUAGCUACCAGCGCAGCUGCAUAUGCUCUGCAAACAGCCACUUGGCACAUGGAGCAUUCAGGCCUGCCGCCAGGUGCUCAAUUGGAUAGUUUAGGGAAGCAGACUGUUAAGUUUAAAAUUAGGCACCAGGAUCCGCAGGAUAGGCAUGCUAUGGGAUAGGCUGUUAGCUGGGCACCCCAGGGCAAGUGGUUUUGGUGCCUUGCGCUUAAUUGAGCAUUCCAGGGCUCGCUUUGCUGGUUGGGGGGGGCCUGUUUUGUUCGUUGAGCUGCGCUGCCAAGGGGCUCUUUGCAUCCCUGGCAGCGUGCUUUGAGUUGUUGUUCCUUCAGUGUUUGCAUCCGGAUUUCGGUCCCCUAGCACUUUUGACAGUGACCUGGGUGGGGCCUUGAAUGGGGGCUUACUUGCCAGGGGAUACUCAUCGUGUAGUGACUUCUAUAGCAGUUCUACCACCGUUGCUGACAUAGGGUCGCAUCCUUUGGUACUGGGGAGCUGGUAUUGGGGUGUUCCUUUGUGUGUCGGGUUGACAGGUCAGUCAGGUGUAUUAAGUUUGGAACACCACUACCCAGUCCUAAUUCAUAGCCAUGCACUUUGUUUCUUGGUAAUGGGUGUGGCUGCUUUGGCUCAACAGGUUUGAGGACAGCUUUGCUUGAGGACAUGUGGAUUCCAGUGUUGUUGCAUGGUGUGUCAAGGGAUACUGAGGACAGGGCUAUGAUGUGAUGCUGGUCUGUACUAGUACAUCGGUGUUUUGACCCAGCUUCUUCUGCUCCCUGUGUUCUUUGUUACCUGCCUAGGUGUUGUAAUCUCCUGCUGUUGCUUGAAACCUUGUUGACUGAAGCGCCUGUGGCUUGGGUGGUGGCUGCGGAGGUGUUUCUUGCUUGUUGACAGUUUGCCACCCAUCCUCCAUCGGCUAUUGUGGAUGCUUGGCAGGUUUUGGUUCCCCACUUGGGGUGACAGUUAACUCACGGAGUUGUUCCUUUGGGGACUCUGUCUGUUCAGAUGUCCACAGUAAUAGAUUGGGUGUGUGUUUUGAGGACCGUGCUGUGUUGCAUGUGGCCCUUAUUUAGUAAGCUAUGGAGUUACCUGCUACCCCAGAGGCGUUCUGGAUGGCCUUCAGGAUUCUCUCCAGCGCCUCUGAAGACAUUAAGGAGACGCCCCACCUUAAGGAGACGUUUUGGUGUUUGUCCAUCAAUGAAAUUCCCUUGCUUGGGAAUUCUCAUAUGUACGGCUUCUCCUGUGUGUUGUGGCUGUAGGGCUGUUGUUUUGGGGAUGUCUCCAUGGUUGCAUUGUUUCUGGGCCUCUCCCAUUGCUUGUGCUGUGGUUGAGCAGCUUGAGGUUAAGUGCUGUGGUUCCUAGUGUUGCCAUUGUGGUUGGCGUUGCCUCUCUCAAGCGUGCAGCAGUGUUUGUGGGAUCUUGUUAUCCUGGGUGCUUUGUCUGCUAUGGGAGAGGGUCGGCGGGCUCGUGUGUGUGAGUCUGGUUCUGCAGGUUUUGUGCCUAGGCUCGCUGAUCAGGCUGCCCUGUCUGUUGUUUCCUGGUUUGGGGGUCAGCUUCGGGAUUUUAUUUGCCAGUGUCUUGCUGGCCCGGUGUGUUAUUGCCUAUAUGGCAUGUUUUGUUUACCUUGCAGUGUAGGGUGUUCCCUUUUGGGGAGCCGUUGUAACGGUCAUUCAUUCA